CGGGUACAGUGUUGUAGUUUUUGCUACACGUCUAAUAUUUGUCGUCGUUGUCUGAAGCUCUGUGUUUGAUUCAAAACAUAAUAGUUACGUAAAGUUUAUUGACACGUCUGUCCGGUUGAGAUUAAAAAAGACUGCAGAGAAUUACCGAGGUGGAUAAAACAGCGUGCAGAUCUGCGUCAGGUGAACUUUGACACACUAACUAGUGGACCGAGGCUACGAACCAGACGAGCGAGACUACUUUGAAGGAAAGUUAUCAUUCAUUACACAAGUUCGCUUCAAAAACUGUGUCUGCAGACCCGAAGAUGACCUCCAAGAAAGUGGUCGAGUUGUUCUACGACGUGGUGUCUCCCUACUCCUGGCUGGGCUUUGAGGUUAUUUGUCGAUACAGAAACGUGUGGAACAUCGACCUGAAGCUGCGACCUGCCUAUCUCGGGGGAGUCAUGCAGGGAUCAGGCAACAAGCCUCCCGGUGUGAUCCCCAACAAGUUUAUGUACAUGGGCAAGGACCUGACUCGCUUAUCAGAGUACUGCGAGGUCCCCAUGCAGUUUCCAUCGGACCCUUUUGAGGUCAUGUUCAAAAAAGGCUCUUUGUCUGCGAUGCGGUUUGUGACGGCGGUGCAAGCGAAGGAGAAGAGCGGCGACAGGCAGGUGGAGCAGAUUUCCCGCGAGCUGUGGAGGAGGAUCUGGAGCCAAGACGAAGACAUCACCGAGCCCGCUUCAAUCGCUCAGGCAGCAGUAAAAGCAGGAAUACCUGAAGGUGCGGUUAAAGAAUUGCUGGAGCUGUCCAAAUCCAAGGAGAUCAAGGACAAACUCAAGCUCUCAACGCAGGAAGCGCUUGAUUACGGGGCGUUUGGUUUUCCUCUGCUGGUGUGUCAUGUGGACGGGAAGCCGGAGAUUUUCUUUGGGUCAGACAGAUUUGAGCUCAUGGCUCACUGCAUCGGAGAGAAAUGGCUCGGACCUAAACCGGACAAAUCAACUGCCAAACUGUGACGUGAAAAAUGUCGUCAGAUACUCCCUUGAUUUUUCUCUCAGACUUCUGCAGAUUGAGAAGACUUUCAUAUAACAUUUUGCAAUUUCUGCACCGUGCCUUCAGGUGUUCGCCUGUGUUUUUUAGAGACAGACAUUACUGAGCAGUAGUAAAUAAUAAUAAGGGGAAUAAAUAGAGUGUGAUAAAACAAAUAGAAAUAAUGUAAAUAGUUCACUGUGAGUGACGCCUGUUAUUGCAAUAAGUAACAGAUUUACAGCAAUGAUGCAAAUUAACUUUUUGAAUGGAAAUAAAAUGUGAACAUGA
This is a messenger RNA of Salarias fasciatus (jewelled blenny), 1290 nucleotides long. Its product is annotated as glutathione S-transferase kappa 1. Gene Ontology annotation, molecular function: glutathione transferase activity; glutathione peroxidase activity. The coding region runs from base 303 to 989 and encodes 228 amino acids. Gene Ontology annotation, biological process: glutathione metabolic process. Gene Ontology annotation, cellular component: mitochondrion; peroxisome. The record is from RefSeq and is a predicted model, not a curated record. Lineage: Eukaryota; Metazoa; Chordata; Actinopteri; Blenniiformes; Blenniidae. The transcript has 7 exons.